ACUGCGCCACAAAAGUGAGGUUAUUUUUAAUUGUGCGUUUUAAAAAUCAACAUGGAUGUGGUGAACGAAAUAUUAGAAAAAUCGGCCAAGGAGGCCUUAAAGUACAAACCGAUUACUGUAGAGAAGCAUCUGGAGCUGGAGUAUGACCUUGGAACACUUUUGGCUGUGGAUAUGAACGACUUCGACACCACAAAAUUGAGAAGGGAGAAAAAUGAUUAUUUCUUGAAUUUGGCAAGGGACAACACUCAACUACUGCUAAACCAGCUAUGGGAUCUUCCCACUGAAAAAGUUGAAGAAGCAAUUAUGGUGAAACUACCAAAACCCAAAACUCUUCUGCCAAGAAUGAAACCUGUCCCCAGACCAAAACCAUUGACAAAAUGGCAAAAGUUUGCCCAAGAGAAGGGAAUUCAAAAGAAGAAAAAACCAAAACUAUCAUGGGAUGAACAAUUGAAGCAAUGGAUUCCCCUUUAUGGUUUUAAAAGGGCAAAGGCAGAAAAAGAGAAGAACUGGGUGUUAGAAGUGCCACAAAAUGCAGAUCCCAAUGAAGAUCAGUUUGCAAAGAAAACAGUGGCAAAAACUGAAAAUGUUGCCAAAAAUGAGUUGCAAAGAUUAAGAAAUAUUGCUAAAGGAAAAAAGAUUAAAGUCCCAAGGGUAGGAGUGACCAAUCCAGAAGUUUCAUCAGCAAAAGACCUACAAGCAGCAGUAACUGUAGCCAAGGCAUCCACUGCAAGCUUGGGCAAGUUCCAGGACAAAUUGCCAAAAGAAAAAGAGGCUAGAGGUGUCACUGAAAUCACUCCUGGUGCAUCUAGAAAGAGAAAAAUGCCUCCUGUAGCUGGAGACAUUGAAAAAAGGGAAAACCUGAAUAUUGUGGAAACAAUAUUGAAUAAGAGGCCUAAAUUGGAUAUUGAGAAAGCUGUAGCUAAGCAGGUGCAAGCCACAAGGAUGGAUUUGGGUGAAAGUACACAGCAAGAAAGACGGAGGGGUGAUAAUAAAAGCAAGAGCAAAAGCAAGAUCGGUAAGAAACCAAGUGGUGGAAAAGGACAGAGAACUGGAGGCAAAAAAGGUGGUGGAAGGAAAAGGCGUUAACUGUGGACGGCAACAACUUACACCGCCUUCAACUUUAUACGCCGAAUCCUUGAUCGCCUUCUCCAUAACCGACAGUAAAUAUCUAAAAAAAGAAUUUCGGUUUCGCUUCACCACCGGAUCGUCCGACUUCAGCUUCACCAGUUUUGCGAUCCAUUUUUUGCAAAUUUGUUUAUCUGUCAAAGAAAAUUCAUGUAUAUAGUGUAUUAGAUUUAGGUUUAGUUUAACAUCUGUAUGUUUGCCAGUUACAACUUGUGUAUAUUUUAACCAUAAAAGACGUGCAGAAACCUCUUUAAGUAAUAGUUGUUAGAAGGUUUUAUAACCCAUUUUGUAUAGAAUAAGUAUUAUUGUCUCUUAAAUCCAAUCUAGGAUCAAGUGACAUAGAUGACAUACCCACAUGAUGCCAUUCUGUGAUUUCUGUUAUGAAUAUUGACCAUUAAGAGUUAAUAUAAUUUAUUAAAAUAUACAAAGAACCUGUGAUCUCCAACUGAUGCAUAAUUUGAUAAAUUUUCGUUCCUACAAAUGCCAUUAAGCUACUUGCUCAUUAUCAGAUCCAAGCUUAUAAUAUUUUUUAUUAAAGUUGCACGAGUUGAAGCUGGUAAUUAAUUAAUUAAGGAUCAUGUAUAAAAAUCUGAAGCUGUCGUUCUAUUUGGGUCUCAUUUCAACAUUUCAGUCUGGCUAACUUUCAAAAUUAUUUAUUUACCAAAGAGAAUCGCAGUUUCUUUUCACCCUCUUAAAAAAAUAAAGUCACGCUUUAUUUUUUUAAAGAGAUACUCUAUGUUUAAGCAAGUGUUACAGGGGCACCCUUGGUAUUCCCAGAGAAUACCAACGAGUCGCUCUUAAAUAUAAAAAACAAAAUUGUAAUCAUUAUUAUUUGUUUUGGCUAGAAUAAAGGUUUUUCAAAAAAUC
Molecule: messenger RNA, 1992 nt
Organism: Anthonomus grandis grandis
Lineage: Eukaryota; Metazoa; Arthropoda; Insecta; Coleoptera; Curculionidae
Product: ribosome biogenesis regulatory protein homolog
Exons: 4
Coding region: 52-1086 (344 amino acids)
Biological process (GO): ribosomal large subunit biogenesis; endonucleolytic cleavage in ITS1 to separate SSU-rRNA from 5.8S rRNA and LSU-rRNA from tricistronic rRNA transcript (SSU-rRNA, 5.8S rRNA, LSU-rRNA); ribosome biogenesis
Cellular component (GO): preribosome, large subunit precursor; nucleolus; nucleus
Molecular function (GO): protein binding
Source: RefSeq, a predicted model, not a curated record